Molecule: messenger RNA, 1941 nt
Organism: Alternaria burnsii
Lineage: Eukaryota; Fungi; Ascomycota; Dothideomycetes; Pleosporales; Pleosporaceae
Product: sgt1 family protein sgt1
Exons: 1
Coding region: 1-1941 (646 amino acids)
Cellular component (GO): nucleus
Source: RefSeq, a predicted model, not a curated record
AUGGACGGCCCUCAGGAUGACCUCAAAUGGUUUGGUCAAGGUUUCGAUGGCUUUCCUAAGAAAUUGCCCGAUGAUGUCGUGGAAUACACCGUCUUCAUCAUCGACUCUAGGCUCUCGGACAUCCAGACAAGGGAAAGAUUACAAGCCUUCCAACGCGCCCUGACCAUCUUGGAAAAGAGGUUCCUGAAGGAGUACAUAUGGCAGCGUGAUUCUCUUGCGCUUGACCUAGUCCGGGAAGAACAUCAGUGGCUAUUAAAAGGACGAUCUAAUUACGGUGAUAGCGUCGCAGACGAAUGGCUUAUAGUCUACUUCCUGCGUGAGUUAAGCAAGGAGUUCAAGGAUGCAUGGAUCCGCAUUUAUGACAGCGACGGAGAGUUUCUUCUAAUCGAGGCUGCGAACGCGCUACCAAAAUGGUUGAACCCUGAAGUCGCCGAGAACAGAGUCUGGAUUAAUAGUCACCGCCUACUGAUAAUUCCAUUGGGGAAGGAAGAAGACCCUGCCCCUUUGACGCAAGUGCAGGCUUUACAGAUUAUUGAUGAGACACCAGCACGUCCACAGCAGUACGGCAAAGUAGAGAAAGAAGCUUUUCAUCGCUUAGCUGGGUAUCCCGCUGCGAUAUCUGAAAACCAGCACCAUGCGACACUUCCACUACCAAGGAAGGUCGCGCAUAUCUUGCAUAUCAAUCCAUCCUAUAUCGCACCGGUGGUCGAAGCCUUUUAUCUCCGAGAUCCCAUCUCCAUCCGGCUUAUACAACCCGAAAAGUCCAGAAUUCCUCUCACAUUCCCGCCGGAAGAUUUUGUCGACGUCAGCGUUCGCUUUACCAAAGUCCUUUAUGCUCAGCUCCUAGGCCAGCACUGGGAGCCCCAGGCGCCAUGGGAUACAGCACUAGAGCAGCUCGCUAAAUCUGGUAAACCAAUUGAGAAAGCAGAAAUCGGGAUCAAAAUCGCAGCAGGCAUGCAAAUGCUCCUGUCACACUCCUUGUAUGCCUCUCGUAAACCGACGCGCGAGAUUGCGCUUCUUUUAGAAGAUCUGGAGAAUGGUGACGACACACUUCCCACUGACACCGAAAUUGCUAUUUGGCCCAAACGUGAAGACGAUGAGGCAUGGCUCAAUAUUGACUUCUCGGAGUUUGAGAAAGAGCUAGAAGGUAAAGGAAGUGGCGCAAAAGGCGCGUUUGGCGAUAAGAAUGCGGAGGAGAAUUUGAAAAAGAUGGUUGCACGCUUCAACGACUUCCUGGCUGACAAUGAGGCUGGUGCCGAGGGUGCCGAUGGAGGCCUGGACCCCAUGGAUGUAGACAACGAUUCAGAUGCUGGUGACAGAGGAUGGGAGGAUCCUGAAGAUAGUGACUCUACAGCUGAGAACGAUACGAAGAGCAAAGGCAAAGGCAAAGGCAAAGCGAAGACCAGCAAUGGCGAAGAUGAUGCCGGCACAGAUGAAGAGGAGGACGCAGAGGCUGAUGCGGAGUUUGCGGAAUACGAGCAAGCUUUCGAAAAGUUUAUGAUGUUGCCCGCAGCUGAGAAAGCCAUCCUCACUGAUGAAGCUCGUGCGUUAGCUCUCGAACAAGAUGCUGAGAAGGAAGAAGAUGAGGAGAUCCAAAAACUCACUGAGAUGAUGGAAGCUGAGCUCUUCAGCCACGGGGCACUGAACGUCAACUCCAAGCCCGACCACAAACCAGGAACAGGGCUUUUAUCUGAUAGUAAUGGUAAAGGCAAAGGAAAGCUCCAGGAAGUUGCUGAGGAGGAUGAGGACGACGAAGACGAUGAAAUCUUGGACGAAGACUACAACCUUGCCGAUAACAUGUUAAAAGCUUUCAAAGGCCAAGCUGGGAUGGCAGGCCCGGCAGGCAACAUGAUGAAGGCGAUGGGCGUGCAAUUUCCGCGGGACGCUGAUGAUGAGAUCAAGGGUGGUAGUAGCAAGAGUAAAGGGUUAGGCGGAGCCUAA